This is a messenger RNA of Stegodyphus dumicola, 1684 nucleotides long. RefSeq lists its product as uncharacterized. The record is from RefSeq and is a predicted model, not a curated record. Gene Ontology annotation, molecular function: sequence-specific DNA binding. NCBI's taxonomy places the organism in Eukaryota, Metazoa, Arthropoda, Arachnida, Araneae, Eresidae.
CCAAUUUAUUAUUACUGUCGGUAUUUAAUGAAAAGAAAUUUAUGAAAUGUUUCUUAUUUGUGAUACCUUAUUUCCAGUCACUGUGUAAUUUGUGGAAAAAAGCAGUCAAAUGCUUCUCUUAGAAGAUUCUUUGCAUUUCCAAAAGAUCCUGUUUUGUGCAAGAAGUGGGUCACUGAAUCCAAUAAGCGAUUUCUUAAAAGUAAAUCUGUCCAGGAGUUAAAUGCCAGGUAUAAAGUUUGCUCCGAUCAUUUUGAAGAAAGUGAUUAUGCAUCAGGCAUGCUAUAUUUGAAAUCCCAAGCUUAUCCUAAAAUUUCAUCUUGUAAUGAUAAGUCAUCAAAAGGAAUUGAAGAUAAUCUUCCAAAACAAGAAAUUGAUAAGAAAUCUGCUCAGGCUGGAUGUAAUGAUAAGUCAUCAAAAGGAAUUGAAGAUAAUCUUCCAAAACAAGAAAUUGAUAAGAAAUCUGCUCAGCCUGCAUUGUCUUCAGAAAAUAGUGAAGUGAAGAAGAAAAUAUCUACCAGGAAUUUACAUGCAACAGCUGAACUUACCUUCGAUUUCUUAAGUCCACGAUUUAAAGAAUGGUAUCAAAAGGUAAAAACAGAGGAAAAUGUUAUUACUCAGUCAAAAGAAGAGCUUAUAUCCAAGUUUUCAAGACAGAAUUGUGCUCACCAAGAUCUCUUUAUUAAUGAAAAUGAGUCGGAUGGACCUAAAAUUGCAUCAAUUACAUCACUGUUGACUCAAGGUGUUACUGAGCAAUACAGUUCUCAUGAGUGUCUUGGUAAUACUAAAAGGGAAACUGAGAUUGGUAUAGAGAUGCAGCAAAAUAAAAUUUUAGCUGAUACCAGAACAUUGUGUGAGCAAAUAAUGAAAAAUAAUGACUCUGAAUCCAGACUCCUAAGCUUGAGGCAGGAUGAUAAAAUAACCUUUCAUAAUCAGUCUGUAGUGGAUAAAACACAACUUGCUUCACUAAUUGAAGAGAAUAUUUUAUUUGAGAAACUGCAUGAGAGCAUUAGUGAAGAUGAAAGGAAAACUGAGUGCAGUCAAAAUGCUGUGGGUUCAGAAAUUAAAUUUUCUGGACAUGAACAUAGAAGACUUGAAAUACAAACAAAUGCAUUUCCAAAUCGUAAAACUUUAAAUGAGAAUUCAUUGUCCAAUUUUGAAAAUGAUACUAGUCAGGAAAACACCAAUUUUCAUCCUAUUGACACUUUCUUUUUGUUAAUGGCUUCUACCGUGAAAAAGUUUAACUUAGCUGAUCAGCAUUUUGUAAAAACUCAAGUUUUUGCAUUAGUUAAUGGAAUGGAGGAGAGAUAUAUACAACAGAAUAAAAAAUUUGACUAAGGAAUAGGUAUAUAUGAACCAAAGUUGUGUGGGCUUUUACAUUUGGAGCACAUAAUGUUAUACUUUUUUAAUAUCAAAGCAUUUUUAUCAUUAUGAUCAUUCUGUACUUUAUUAAAAUCUGACCAUUUAAAAUUACUUACUGACUUCAGAAUGAUGUUCCUAUCAUAUGAUCUUGUAAUUUUCAGGUCUGAAGUUUCAAAGUAAUGAAUUUGAAAUCAUAUGAAUAUUUUAUAAAACAAAUUAGCAAAUUUAAGCUGUAUUUUUACAGUUUCCUUUAAAGAAAUAUAUUUGUAAAUGAUCAUGUCAUUUGUAAAGUUUUCUUGUUAUUAAAAUAGAUAUCAUUACCAGA